Molecule: messenger RNA, 567 nt
Organism: Suillus plorans
Lineage: Eukaryota; Fungi; Basidiomycota; Agaricomycetes; Boletales; Suillaceae
Exons: 4
Coding region: 1-567 (188 amino acids)
Source: RefSeq, a predicted model, not a curated record
AUGGGGGUUGCUAAACUACUCUCUGGAAUAGCUGCAGAUAGCAUGCAGAGUGAUGCUACAACCUCAACCCUCCGCACUCUCACAUAUGAUCAUACCAUCUGGGUCCACGGUGCUUUUACAUCUUCCUCUCCAUCUCCCUUGCUUACUGCUCUCGACGUCAAGUUCCCUGUCCAGAAAGACUGUUUCAGAGUUCCACUGGGUUUCAUCCCAUUCCUUGAGACUCUUUCCUCCCUGCGCAUUCUCAUCUUGCAAAACCACAAACCAGCCCUCUCAUUAUCGCCAAUCGCUCUUCCAGCUCUCUGUGCAAUUUCUGCCCUAUUCUCUGCCAUCACUUCUCUCAGUUCUGGCCAUAGUAUUGUUAAACUUGACAUCCGUGACGAGGCUGCGCUUACGCCGCUUUACAAAGCAUUUGCAGCAGUGCACUCUGAUUGGUCAAUGGUGCAAGAGCUUUCACUGUUCGUAGGGGACUGGGAUGAUGAGCUUAUGCUGGUCAUCAUCACACAUUUUCCUAAGGGGAGGGCCAAGCAAGGACACCAUCAUCGGGAUGCAUGUGUGCGUGUGAUGUAG